Molecule: messenger RNA, 4030 nt
Organism: Anguilla anguilla (European eel)
Lineage: Eukaryota; Metazoa; Chordata; Actinopteri; Anguilliformes; Anguillidae
Gene: spty2d1
Product: SPT2 chromatin protein domain containing 1
Exons: 6
Coding region: 98-2545 (815 amino acids)
Biological process (GO): regulation of DNA-templated transcription; nucleosome assembly
Cellular component (GO): nucleolus
Molecular function (GO): histone binding; DNA binding
Source: RefSeq, a predicted model, not a curated record
UACAAGAGAAGCCCAAUUCCUGGGCUCGAAACGGCAGGAAUACGAAGAAGAUUGUUGUGGUGCGCAGGGGGGGGACCUCUGCCCGAAAAAGAUAAGCAUGGACUUCGAAAAUGUCCUCUCAAUUGCUUCACAAAACCAGGGCCUCAACAGCGUAAGCCUAAAGAAGCGCUACAGCCUUCAGGCUGGCCCACCUAAGAAAGAUCCAAGAUCAAAGGGUGUCAACUCAGCUGCGAUCCAGGCUUUCUUGAAAAAGAGAGAGGUGGAGGAUAAAAAGAAAGAGCAAAAAAUGAAGAAGCAAAAAGAUGAGCUAUUGGCAAAAAGGGUGGAGCUGAAGUCUGACAGAAAGGCCCGGGCAAUGGCAUCCCGGACCAAGGACAACUUCAAGGGCUACAACGGCAUCCCAGUGGUUGAGCUGCCCAAAAAGAGAGGGAUGAAGGCUGAAGCAUCAGAAGACCACAGGGACACAGAGGACUUUGUGGAAGAUUAUGAGGACAACUAUGAGUACUCCCAGAGUGACUCAGACCCAGACCCAGACCCAGACCCAGAGCCAGAGCCAGAGAGGGUGCCCAGCAGGCCCCUCUCAAAGCCCUCCCAGAAGCCCCCCGCUGCAACCAAGCCUGCCCCACCACCCAUGAACUUUGCAGAACUCCUGAAGCUGGCGCAGAAGAAGCAGUUUGAGCCGGUGGAGCUGAAGCCCGUCAAGAAGAGUGAGGAGAGGCUGCGCACGGCGGAGGAGCUGAAGGAGCUAGAGAUGGAGCGUAGGGCCAGGCGACUGGAUCGCGGAGGAGAUGCCAGGCAGGAUCGGGGAGGAGACACGAGGCAGGAACGGGGAGGAGACGCCAAGCGGGAUCGGGGAGUAGAUGCCAAGCGAGACAGGGGAGUAGGAGAUGCCAGGCAGGACCGGGGAGGAGAAGGCAGGCAGGACCGAGGAGGAGACUGCAGGCAGGACCGGGGAGGAGAAGGCAGGCAGGACCGAGGAGGAGAAGGCAGGCGGGACCGGGGAGGAGAUGCUAAGGGGAUCCAGGGAGUAGAUGCCAGGCGGGACCGGGGAGGGGAUGCCAGGUGGGAGCAGGGAGGAGACAUCAGGCAGGAGUGGGGAGGAGAUGCCAGGCAGGACCGGGGAGGAGAUGCCAAGGGGAUCCGGGGAGGAGACGCCAGGCGGGACCGAGGAGGAGAUUCCAGGCAGGAGUGGGGGGGAGACAUCAGGCGGGAGCGAGGAGGAGAUGCCAGGCGGGAGCAGGGAGGAGACGCCAGGCGGGAGCAGGGAGGAGACGCCAGGCGGGAGCAGGGAGGAGACGCCAGGUGGGAGCGAGGAGGAGACGCCAGGCAGGACCGGAGGCCACAGGCUACCCCCAGCUCCUCCAAGAGGAGUGCACCCAUGCUCACAGCCAACAAGAUGGCUCAGAAUGGGAAACCGCACAAGAGCUCCUCAGAGAAGCCCUCUCUGACUGGGACCAGUAAGAAACCGAAGCCCCACGCCCCCGGGGAGAGGGAGAGGGAGAAGGUGAGGGAACGGCCGAAUGGCUCCUCCAAGCCAUCCUGCCCAGCCCGACCCAAACCUGUCUCCGGCAGCUCCAGCCCUUCAGGUGCCUUCUGCAGCAAAGCACCUAUGAAAGCCAGCACUCUGGCGACCGCCAAAAUGCCUGCACCCAGACCUGCGUUGAGCCAGAGACCGCCAAGCAGCACCAGCAGUGACCUUAUCCACAGGAAAGGGAACCCUCCUUCGCUACCUCCUGGGAAAUCGGCUGGGUCUGGGACCCGACCCAGCUCUACCCCUCACGGUUCCACCCCUGCCAGACCCCCCGGCAUGGCCAAGCUGAGCUCUGGCACCUCAGGGAGACCUGGGGGCUCUGUCCCCCCGCAGCCCAGGAAAGGGGAGCCGGCACGGCUGGGGAAAGGGCCCCCACCCCCAGCCAGGCCAAGCAGCAACGGACAGACCCGACCAGCCCCCUCCGGCCCUCCGAGACCCUCUGGCCAUCUCCAGCCCAGGCCUGGGGGGAGUUCCCAAAGUGGGGUCCGGCCCAUGCCCCAAGGGCCCGGUAGGCCAGGGGACAGCAGCGCACAGGGGCGACCCAUCAGCAGCCUGGGCUCAGGGCCCGGGAGACCCAAGUGCACGGUGGUGUCCGAAACCAUCUCUUCCAAGAACUUUGUGCCAAAACCUGGAAUGGGACCAAGGAUUCCUCCAGGAUACAGACCCAUGAUGAGACCACCUGGCCCACCUCUCCCGCCAAUAACCUCCAGCUACAAGCGCAAGUAUGAGGACAUGGAGGAUGAGUACGACUCUGAAAUGGAGGAUUUCAUCGAUGACGAAGGGGAAGACCAAAGCGUAAUCUCCAAGCACAUCAGGGAAAUUUUCGGCUAUGACCGGUCCAAAUUCAAAGAUGAAAGUGACUAUGCACUGAGGUUUAUGGAGAGCAGCUGGAGAGACCAGCAAAAAGAGGAGGCCAGGAGCCUGAAGUUGGCCGUGCUUGAGGACCUGGAAGAGGAGAAGCGGGAGGAAGAGGAACUGAAACAGCAAAGUGCCAAGAAGAGAAAAAACAGAUAGUGUUCAUCUGUUUGGUUAUAAGAGAACUUUGUCCUUCACGCCAAGAGCAGAGGGGUGUGGACUAGGAGGCCGAGCCACUGCCCCAUGAAACGCCGCACAUUUUCCUCCCGUUCAUUUGUGUUUGAUAUCGAGGAGGAUGAGGAGAGGACGUUUGGAACAGGGAAAACUGACGAAAUGAAGGAUUGGAACAGUUGGUAGGAAGGGAGAGCAGUGAGCUGACAACUCCUCUGUUACACUAUUUAUUUCCCCAGAAUAAGCAGGUUUGCACUACUUUUGUCAUCAAUCAUUGAGCUGCACCCUAUUAAUGGAAGAAUAAUAUAAAAUCAUGUUCCUCAAAUGUUUAUUUUUCUGUCGAUAGAAAUCUUAGAUAUUUACUUUUUAGUUGCCCUCCCAAUCAGUGAACAGCAGCUAAUCUGUUUUUCAGUCAGAGUAUAGACAUAUGGCCCUCAGCCUUUGUGGUCUCCUUUUACUAAUGCUACUAAUUUAAUUGCUUACACGAGAAGACAUAAUGCCAUUUGUAAUGUAUUUUUCCCUUGUUUAAAAGAUUUGACAGAUCUCAUUGUUUUAUGGUUUUUAUUUGUCAGUUUUUUGUGUGUCUGUGUUAGUGUGUGUUCUAAACUGUAGUGGUUAUUGGCACGGAGGUCUUCUGCAGUAUUCUGGAGAGCUCCUGUUCCUGUAAAAUGGGUGAUUUACAGUAUACUCCCAUCCAGUGCAAACGGUAUUUACAAUUAGGUCACCGAGUUGGAUAGAAGAGAUGUCUAACCUGGAGUGCUCUAGAUUAGAAUGACUGCCUUCUUUAAAAGUUGCUAUGCGAGUAUAAAACAAAAUGGUUUUCUCACAAGCGUUGUGUAGAAUUACUGGGGAGUGGACAUUGGCGAUCUUUUUUUUUUUUUAUCACUUUAUAUCACCUUUCCAUUAAAUGUAUGUGGCAGUUGUGUGACUUCAUUGUCCCAGUUACACUAAGGUAAAUGACAGGAGAGUGAGGCUGCAGGAUGUCUGUUUGGUUGAGCCCUGCCCUGUCCUAUCAAUCAGUCUGGACCUAUCAAGAUGUGGCAGUCCAUAACAAAAUACCUAUUGGUUCAGUAGGCCACUGGUAGCCCAUGAAACUUGGUUCAUUAAACCUCAUUCUCCGUCACUACUAAACAUUAACAUUAUGGUGGGCAGUUUGAAUUUUAGGCUACCUGCUGCAGUUGUAAAUCCACUAUUCUGUAAAUGUUUUUUUUUUUUUUUACAGAGCAACAUAAUGACUGUAGAGGGGAAAAUAUUACAAGCCACUUUGCACCAAGAGAAAGGCAAACAAUUCCCUCUAAUUUCUUUAGAGAUGGCCAACAUGAUUGACUAUUCCGGUGUGUCCUGUAAAAUCACAGAAAAUGGAUGUCUGCACUGAGCAAGGAAAUUGGCCAUAGACAUUUUACUAUUUUUUUCCUCAUUGUGAGACGAAUGUGUGCUGUUUUCUUUCCUUAUUAAAAGGCUAUUUUGAAAACU